Molecule: messenger RNA, 1509 nt
Organism: Melanotaenia boesemani (Boeseman's rainbowfish)
Lineage: Eukaryota; Metazoa; Chordata; Actinopteri; Atheriniformes; Melanotaeniidae
Gene: mindy4b
Product: MINDY family member 4B
Exons: 11
Coding region: 34-1323 (429 amino acids)
Biological process (GO): protein K48-linked deubiquitination
Molecular function (GO): K48-linked deubiquitinase activity; cysteine-type deubiquitinase activity
Source: RefSeq, a predicted model, not a curated record
GUACUGUCUGUAGUACUGGUAGUAUCAGUGGUGAUGACAGACUGUGGGCGGAGCUACAUCGAGCUGCUUCAACAGGAAGUCAAUAAAAAUUACAGGCUGCUGGAUGUGGGGAAGGAGGAGGAGUCCCCCCCACCUUGCAAGGCCCUCCCACUGCUCUGCAGCAUCCCUCAGAGGCUGGUGAUCUCCCCAGGCCUCGGAGGAACGCCGGUCACGCCCCAGCUGACCGAGAGUCUGAGGAAGAUUCUGUUCGGUGGAACAUUUCACGUCUUCAGCUAUGAGUGGAGGAAAUCCUUCUUCAAGUUUAGAGAACCCAACUCCGACUUCUCGUACGCUCUGGAGGCGGACCAGGGCGGGGCUCGGGCCAUUCAGAUGGUCGUCCAGGCUCGCAUCAUCAAACACCUGCUGUUUGGCCAACAGGGCGCCUCGAACAGACAGACGCUGCACAGUCUGAGGGAGGUGGGACAGACAGACCAGGAGAGGGCGCUGGCGGCGGCGCUGUCUGACAGUCUGUGGUUGGCUGGCCAGGAGGCGACUGCCACUGUUACCUUGGUAACCGAGAACUACUGCAUCACACCCCACCUGGACUACAAAUUUGACAACUUCACAGAGAAGCUGCAGCUCUUCACUUUCACCAGAGAGGAGGACGUCAGGAAGUUCCUCCUGGACCACAUUCAGUCUUUCACAGAGGAGGGGAGUCAUGGCAUCAUCCUGUUCCUCUACAGCCUCAUCUGCUCUCGCACCGUCGACAGGCUCCGGGGGGAUCUUGACUCAUCCACUGCCCACCUCCUGCACCUCAGUUUGGGAAAUUUUGUAUGUCAUCAGGCUCUGCUGAACCUGCUGCUGAACGGCAGAGCCAGUCCUUAUGUCUUCAAUGGGACUUUGUUCUUUGGGGAGGAUGGUAGGCCGCUGGAGCACCCCCAGCAAGGCGUCCUGUCCCGCAGCGAUGUGGGUUACCUGUACUGGAGCAGGGAGAAGAUGGACCGAGGGAGGCUGCCACAGGUGGGAAGCAUGCUGAAGACACCCCGGUUUCCUGUCUGGGUCUGCUGCAUCAACGGCAGCCACUCGGUUCUGUUCAGUCUAAACCGGUCCCUGCUGUCCGACUGGAGGAUGGAGCACCAGUUCCAGCUCUUCUACUACAAUGGCCAGAACUCUCAGAGAACCACAGCCCGGCUCAGUGUUGAUACCCAUUCCCACCACUGGGAGGCACCGUGCAAAGACCCAGACAGAGACCCGGAGAAAAGGCUUCCUUCGCUAGAAAUGACCAUCAGGACCAAGUGGGACGGAGCUGUUGUCAACUGGAACGGGACCCCCCCCUUCUACUGACCCCCCUCUCCUAACUGACCCUUAUUAAACUUUCUCUUGAUGUAGACGACAGAGAAACUGAAUCAGAAUUCUGGACCAAACAUUUCCUGAUCAAUAACUGAUGUCUCACUUUAUUUCAAUGACCUGAUCAAUAUAUCAGCUGAUCAUUAUUCAAACAGAACAGUUCUUACAGAAUAAAUUGAUCCG